Phragmites australis (common reed) is the source of this 942-nucleotide messenger RNA. Its product is annotated as NDR1/HIN1-like protein 10. The record is from RefSeq and is a predicted model, not a curated record. Gene Ontology annotation, biological process: defense response to other organism. The transcript has a single exon. Lineage: Eukaryota; Viridiplantae; Streptophyta; Magnoliopsida; Poales; Poaceae. The coding region runs from base 113 to 745 and encodes 210 amino acids.
ACACUUCGUCAAGUCAACGGCUUCCAAACACCCAAGAGGCCAAGAGGAGCAAUCUCCUUCCCUCCUCAGCAUCCAAAUCCAAUACCACGAACACCCAGCCGCGCCAUCGGCGAUGGGGAAGGUCGGCGACUGCUGGGAUGACUGCUGCUACAAGUGGGACGAGUGGAAGUACUGCCUGGUCUGCAUCGCCAUCGUCGUUGGCGUCGUCCUCUUCGCCGUCCUCCUCGCCGCCUACGGCUUCGUCCGCCACAUCGAUGUCGCCGUCGAGGAGGCCUCGCUGACCCGGUUCGACCUGGCCACCUCCCCGGUGACGGCGCUCGCCUACAACCUCUCUCUGAGGCUCACCAUCCGCAACCCGAACUGGGCCAUGAGCCUCAAGAACACCAAGCCGCUGGAGGCCGCGUACAAGUUCGACGACCAGCGGUUCGACCGCGUGCAGCUCACCGACAAGGGCGACAAGCACUCGCCGGGGAAGACCCGGGUGUAUCACCUCGCCACGAGCUCGAACGGCAGCUACGUUUCGCUGGGGAACGCCGGCGAGGCCAAGUACAGGAAGGAGAACGCGACGGGGACGUUCGAGGUGGAGGUGGUGCUGACUGGGGAGGUGAGGUACACGGCGCGCUACACCAAGUGCAAGAUCGAGGCGACGUGCCCUCUCAAGCUGCAGCUGGCGCCCCCGGGCACGCCGGCGGUCGUGUUCCUGAAGGUCAAGUGCAAGCUCGCAGAGCCGGAGAAGAACUGCUAGCUAGUGCCGUGUGCCGACCGCCCAGCCCAGCUGGCGACGACGGUGGCCGUGGUUUGCCUGGUUUGUGCGCGUUUGUUUGAGUGGCCAUGAUUUGUUUCUUUGCUUUUUGUGUGCAUUUCAGUAUUCGCAAUGCUAUGUUAGGAUUCCCUAUCUUACAACGUUUGCAACUGAUGGGCAAUGGGAUUGAUUUCAAGUAA